This is a messenger RNA of Tripterygium wilfordii, 1656 nucleotides long. Its product is annotated as BTB/POZ and TAZ domain-containing protein 1-like. Gene Ontology annotation, molecular function: protein binding. The transcript is spliced from 5 exons. The record is from RefSeq and is a predicted model, not a curated record. The coding region runs from base 77 to 1141 and encodes 354 amino acids. Lineage: Eukaryota; Viridiplantae; Streptophyta; Magnoliopsida; Celastrales; Celastraceae. Gene Ontology annotation, cellular component: nucleus.
CUCCCUUAGCAUAAUCUUCAUCAUCAUCAGACUUCUUUCGCUCGUCAAUCUCGACACACCGCUUCCUUCAUUUCCAAUGGAAGAAACUCAUCAUUACGCAUCAACCACCGCCGCCGAUGACCAUUACAGUCAAGCUCCAGGGACACCAGAGCCUGACGUCGAGUUCCUCACUUCCGGCGGCCGUUGCAUUCCGGCUCACUCUACCAUCCUGGCCUCUGUAUCGCCGGUACUCGAAAAUAUCAUAGAUAGGCCACGGAAGCACGGAAGCUCCGAGAGAGUCAUUCCGAUUCUCGGCGUUCCGUGCGACGCCGUCUCCGCGUUCGUUCGAUUCCUUUCCUCCUCCAGGUGCACCGACGAGGAGAUAGAGAAGUACGGGAUUCAUCUAUUGGCGCUAUCUCACGUGUACUUGAUACCUCAACUGAAGCAGAGGUGCACAAGAGGGAUUGGUCAGCGGUUGACGACUGAGAAUGUGGUGGAUGUGCUUCAAUUGGCUAGGCUCUGCGAUGCACCUGAUCUUCACCUCAAAUCCAUGAAAUUUAUCUCUAACAAUUUCAAGGCUGUAGAGAACACUGAAGGAUGGGAGUUCUUGCAAGAUAAUGAUCCUUGGCUCGAGCUCGAGAUUCUUCAAUUUAUGGAUGAGGCUGAAUCCAGGAGAAAGAGAUCGAGAAGGCGCAGAGAGGAGCAGAAACUGUAUCUGCAGCUAGCAGAGGCCAUGGAUUGUUUGGAGCACAUAUGUACAGAAGGUUGUACAAAUGUUGGUCCUUAUGACAUAGAACCCACCAAGAAGAGAGAGCCCUGCAGCAAGUUCGCAACUUGUGAAGGUCUUCAGAUGUCGAUCCGACACUUUGCUACUUGUAAGAAGCGGGUUAAUGGAGGCUGUGUAAGAUGCAAGCGAAUGUGGCAGAUUCUUCGACUCCACUCAUCAAUUUGUGACCAACCUGGUUCUUGCAGAGUCCCACUUUGCAGGCAAUUCAAAUUGAAAAUGCUGCAAGAGAAGAAGAGUGAUGAUGCUAGGUGGAGGCUACUUGUGAAGAAGGUGGUUUCUGCAAAAGCAAUAUCUUCACUCUCUCUUCCAAAGAGGAAGAGAGAGGAAAUGAAGGAAACAAUGGAAGAUCAAGGAAUCAAAAACUUUAGACUUUGAUGGUGACCAUAUAAAAAAAUUCUAGGAUUUGAUUGCAUAUUGUUCAUUCUUUUCAGCUGAGCAGCACUACAAGUCAAGUUAUUGUAUAGUGGCUGUGAUGAUUAAAAGGUUGUAAUGGUGUUUGCCAUUAGGUGGGUGUUGAAUUAUUAAUACUAAAAAGUGGAAGGCAUGAGAAACAUGUUCAAAGAUGUUUGAAAGCACUCGUGCAACAAGGAAUCACCGGCUCUUCCUAGAAAGUUCUUUAACCUUGGCACUUUCUUAGUCGGUGGCCACUAAGAUUUUUCCAGUGUCUUUCUUGUGGAAUUGUCUGGAGAACCCAAGUCGGCAUACUCACCGACUUUGGGCUAUUGUAUGUACAGACGUGUGUGAAACAACCAAGUGAGAGAGAGAAGUGUGAGUGUGUAGAGAUAAGUGUGAGCGUGUGUUGGGCACACAUUGUGAGAUGUGAGGUUGUGAAUCGUUGUAUAUUUGAUCUUUGUAUCAAAUAAAUUAAGUUCAUUGAUGUUUCGACUUCA